Messenger RNA from Prorocentrum cordatum, 648 nucleotides. Lineage: Eukaryota; Dinophyceae; Prorocentrales; Prorocentraceae. The record is from the annotation of a GenBank genome assembly.
AUGUCCUACCGCCUGCCCUCGGGGCUGCGGCCGCACCCGCAGUCCAACAUCUGCGAGGGCUCCCUGUUCACGCGCCUGGCCCCCGGCCCUGGCCCCUGCGACCUGCAAGUUCACAUGGGCACCGUCUUCUUCGAGCCCGACGGCUUCUACCCGUCCGGAGAGGGCUUCACCCUCACGCCCACGCUGAUACACUCCGCGACGGCGGGCCGGCUCGAGCUGCGGAGCGGCGACCCCUUCGAGAAGCCUCGCAUCGUGGCCAACUACCUCCAGAGCGAGGUGGACCGCGCCCAGCUGCGUCGCGGGGUGCGCCUGGUGCGGGAGAUCGGGAGGGAGAUGCUGAGGCGGCUGGGCGGCGGCGAGGAGGUGUAUCCUGGACCAGCAGUUGUGUCAGAUGCAGAUAUCGACGAGUACGUCCAGAGAAAUGCAAACACGGUGUACCACCCAGCUUGUACUUGCAGGGCCGGGCCCGCGGGCGACCCGCUGGCGGUGCUGGACGCGUCGAUGCGCGUGCGGGGCGUCGCGGGGCUCCGCGUCGCGGACGCCUCGGCAAUGCCCGCGCACGUGGGGUGCAACACCCAGGCCACGUGUACUGCGCUCGGCGAGAAGGCCGCGGACCUCCUCAUCCAGGAGCACGGCGGCGCGGCGUAG